Varroa destructor (honeybee mite) is the source of this 6416-nucleotide messenger RNA. It is a transcript of the gene Sans, whose product is annotated as SAM_USH1G_HARP domain-containing protein Sans. The record is from RefSeq and is a predicted model, not a curated record. NCBI's taxonomy places the organism in Eukaryota, Metazoa, Arthropoda, Arachnida, Mesostigmata, Varroidae. Gene Ontology annotation, molecular function: protein binding.
UACUGGUCACCGCCUCCUAGUUACUAAACACAGUGACGGAACCAGCCGUACUGGAAUCCAACAGGAAACCGAAGCACUGAGCUGCGGACCGCUGCUAUGGCAAACACUCAAUACAUAGAACUAACGCCAUAAUAAUUUGUCAGUAGUUGGCUGCCAGCUCUUCAAAUAGGCGGUUAAGAACAACCAACUUCACUACACGACCAGUGGCACUGUGAGCAGCAUUUAUGUUACGCUGCGAGUACCGAUUCGAAUCGUUCUAUCUGUUGUGCCAGUGUUAGAGUUCUCGUACCGACCGCGUAAUUGAGCUGGAGUUGAGCCAGCUUUUAGCAGUUUUGUCUGCGCUAAUAGCGGGCACCUUAGCUCCAGCUUCUGACGGUGUAUGAACGCUUUAAUGGCGCUAGAAUAGAAGUGCUUUAACGCCCGACUCCUUUUCCUGCUUGCUCCUUUGCCGUAGACUCCGCUGUUUACUUCCUGCUCUCGUAGCUGUGGUAGCGGCGGCGUUUGUCGUAAUGGUUAUGCUAAAUCGGGAUGCUAAGCUGACCAUCCAGCUGCCCCGAAAAAUUCGUUGACGAAGGAGGCGCAGGGAAUAGGCAAGUGAUGCUACAUUUUUCCGAAGAGAAGGCUCUAACAGCACGAAGCGAAGGACCACAGCACAGCAGAACGUAAUAGGAUUAGUUCACUGUUUGCAGCUGGUCCCAGAUGGCAGUGGCUGGGCAUCGCCAAGGAAACUAUUGUGCUUACUAGAAGUAGUGUUUCUUUGCUAGAGCAGAAGAACAGCAGCAGCGAAGCCGUGGUGGCCACUGCUUGAUAUUUAUAGCGUUGGCAAGUUAAGAUCAACAAAUACGAAAGACAGCGACUCCUUUGGAGCUCUUGCGGAUCUAGAAUAAUCGGAUGCUUUUUCUUAAGCAACCGAAGAUAUCAACAAGUACGUGUCAGUCCAAAACCAAAUGGGCUAAACAAUGGCGGACAGCAAAGACGGCGCGAGCUACGAUCUUACGAGUACACGAAGAUAGUUUUGGCAAUAGUUAGUAUACCUCUUUCGACUUGAGGAUAGAGUGUCCAGUAAAUGUCCGUAUCAAAAAGUGAGCGAGCAACUCUGGGCAUGAGAUGCGUCUAACUGCAGUAAGCAGCAAGAAGGGACCGGCCAUUGGAAGAUCGGAAUAUGUUUAUUAUUGUUAUGUGAACUGGAUGGCAGAACUAGCGGUAUUGUUGUAGUUUUUGCAGUUACACUUUUCGGUACAGACUGCCUAAACUGCUACCACCAUUAUCCCUGAAACCUAUGUAGAUUUGUGCCGUUGUUCGUCAACAAGUAUUCUCCUAACGAUGACGAGCGACUGUUGGACUGUGCAAAAUGCCACCCCAUGAUCGACACACUUUGGGAUAAGUUCUUGCUUAGUAGGAAUCCUAAAACACGAAAAGUCGUAAGGAUCUUCGCAUUCGUUCGUUGUUGCUCUCAUUCAUUCGUUCCAGUUGUGACGCUCUGCUUCUGAUGACGAUGCCAAUGUUUCACUAAUUCGUUAGUGAUAGCUACAACUGAGUGCACGAAGAAUGAACGCGCCUGCGACGAAGCUCUUCACAGUAGAAUUACUACUUAACAUACUUAUCCUAGAGAGGUUCAAAUAGAUUUUAUCUAGUGGCCUAAUAGAUUUAUUCGUUCAUUUGGGUGCAUGGCGUAUUACCCGCACGGACAAGCGGUGAUGGUUCUUGGAUGAGGAACAGUGACCUACGGCAACACAUGUUAGAAACUUUUAUCAAGUGAGGGAGAGAAACCCCUGUCAACAAACACUAAAGAGUACACACAUCUUGCAACUUGUAGCGUCUUCCACAACGACGAAAUUAGUCCACAAAAGUGACGUUAGGCGUGGACUAAUUGUGCUCACCUAUUUGAUGACAAACAGUGUGCUGUGGAUACCUUGGAUACAAAUAGAUUUUGUUUUCCUUAUGAUUUAGAAAACUGUAACAAAAAAUAAGCUGGACUUACCAACGGUAACAACCCAUCAAGAGUUUGAGAGUGAAACAGUUUAUUUAUAACAUCUGUGAAAUUUGGAAGAAGUAUUAAAUCACCCUUCUUCGAGAUCAAUGACGUCGUCAUCUGCCUUAUCGUUGUCCUGUGGGACCACUACCGCUAAUGGAGGGGAUAAGUUUCAUGCGGCAGCAGUGGACAACUAUCUGGAUAUCCUACGGGAGACUACACGGAAAGACUGUAAUACUCCUGAUGACGACGGUCUCACGCCAACGCUGUUAGCGGCAUACCACGGUAAUCUAGAUGCCUUGAGACUACUUGUUGGAAGAGGAGGGAACCCUGAAAAAUGCGAUCUCUUCGGGCAAACAGCGCUUCAUCUCGCCGCGGCGAAAGGCCAUAUGAAUUGCGUCUCAUUUCUAGUCAAUUUUGGUACCAACCUGUUUGCACUCGAUAAUGAAUUCCAUACGGCAAAGGAGGUCGCGCUUAUCAAUCAACGAGAAGACAUUCUACGCUUUCUCGAUGCUGCGAUUGCUAAGGAAAGUGCACUCAAUACUAAGGUAGUGCAAAAAUUGAAAGAAAAAGCUAUACGUGACGCAGAGAAGAGGGUGAAGAAGUUUGAGAAAAUUACUCAUAGGUCUGUCGAGAAGGCGGAACGAGAUCAUCGCAAAGAGCAAAGGCAACGGCGGAAACACACGCUCAUAACUGAUUCGCUAACCUCGGCAAACUGCCGGGUUGUAUUACCACCCGGAAGUGCUAAAAAUUCUGCAGGUGGGCAAUCGCAGAAAUUUUCGGAGAUUGUGUCGACGAUUAACGGAACCUCUAGACGAGGCUUUGGAGCAGUAGUCUCGAAAAAGCUUCUCAGCAAGCGGACAAGUACUUCAAUCCAGACGCUCAAUGAACAAGAAGCUGGAAAGGUAUUAGACCCCACUCGAUUAGGACAAUUGAGCAUUCGUUCGAAAGUAGACAACAACGAUGUGAUCUACGCGGCACCUUCAAACCUAAUGUACGGGCAACGUACUAGAAGUCCUAGCCAUGCCUCAACCGAGCAUCUGUCAGCAUCCAGCGGAGCUUUCAACAGUGCCGACGGGUCGCACGGAAGAAUUCACAUGAGGGACGUCUUCGAAGCCGGCUUACUUACUAGUUCUCCAAAUGGCAACUUGAAUAACAUCAGCCAAACGACAUCCAAUCAGUCGGCCGAUUCAUGCGGCGUCGGCGAAGAUUUGGCCCCUUUGACGUCUUCGACCUCAUCGAUCUUUGAACGACCCGGCUUCGGUUCAGUGGCGUUCCGCAACUCCUUAGCAACAAAUCCAGCGCUCGCUUUAGCGGGUCCCUGCGUAGUGACCAAUGGCUCUUCGUCAAAGAGUGGUACCAGUAGUGGCGGCCAAGGCUUCUCAUCGAGGACAACAUUGAGCUCGUCAACAAACUCAAAAAGCAGUUCUACAACGUCUUCAGGAUCUACGUCUGCCGAACAUUCGUCUGAGGAGUCAGCGACGCUGAGCGGAUCCGAUUCAAUUGGGUCCGUUGGGAGCUUGGUUCAGAGGACUAACAAGCGACGAAGCGACCUCUCAGACGUACCGUUAUGCAUUCAGGUUUCAUCUUGGGAUGAUGAGCGCACGUCAUUGUCAUCGGUCGACGAGGACACCAAUCCUGUUUAUAUUUUCCUCUCCGUACAUCACUUGCAGGAGUAUUAUUCAAUUUUCGAACGCGAGAAAAUUGAUCUCGAUGCGUUGCUACUUUUAAAUGAAGCUGAUCUCCAGACUAUUGGCCUUCCACUUGGUCCAAGGAAAAAGCUUGCAAAUGCUAUCGAAAUUCGGCGAGCAGCACUAGAUAAACCGGACGAAAAAUUUGUUGAUUCACGAAUGUAGACAAAAAAGGCGCAUAAGUCAAUUAGGUGGAUCAACACGAUAUACAGGAAUAUUUAUAUGGAACUCUACACAUUUUUUCAUCAGACAGUAAUAUAAAUGCUAUCAAUAUUUGCGAAAGCUCUUCUAGGGAAGUGUUAAUCGUUGGCUUUUUCCAGUGCUUAUGCAAAGGUUUCUAUGACGACCUGCAUAAGAAAGAAAUGUUCAGCUUUGUGUUAUUACAAGCACCACCGACCCGAAGCAGGGCGAUCAUUGCUAAUAGGUAGAAACGAUUCACUACGUAUAUAACUCUCAGAUCGUGCGUGAGCUUAAUAGCUUGUUUCAGUGUGCUCAGAUCGUAGUCGGUAGACAGAAGGAGAGGGUGGAAGGUAAGGGACCGCCAUUGCAAAAUAUACAGCAAAUAGAAAAAUAAGACAAUUUGUACAUUUUCAAUCCAUCCAGAUACUGUACAGUUCGACUACUGACAUCGACAUAAACAGAAGUUCCACUGACGCAUUUGCGAAAUAAAGUAAUAUAUGAAUAUAUAUAUAUAUAUACUCAGGAUGCACUAAUACCGGCACAAACGCGAUUUAUCUGUUCUAAAGCUCGUCCAUAGUGAUCACCGUCAGCAGCUUCAUCAUGCAUCCGAUGGGUCCAUUACUCUUUAGCACAGCCAUGAGCCGGAUCUGGCUGUUAAUAGUAAUGGAGUUCCUAGUUUAAAAGUGACUCGACACAUUACAGCAGAUACACAAGCUUGGCCUACUAUACACGCUAACUAACUUCAGCAAUGUUUCAGCAUCAGCUAUAUCUCUGUGCGUUCGGUAGUCGCGUGCGAGCCACGGAGGUGCCGUAAAGUAAGGCGGCAACGUCCCAGUUAGGUAGUUGACGAAGUCGUCAUACAGGCUGGAUGAUACCCUUAGAUGCCUCUUAGGAACGCUUUUAGCUCAAACGGCAACCCGGUAGACCACAGUCCAGUACACACCACUUUUCCUAAAUGAACACUAACGCGUUUUUAUAUCUCUUCGGACCCACGCAUAGUUAUCUUCGACGUGAAGUCGUGCUUUCUCGUCUGAGUGGGCGAGCCUCUAGUUCAUUCCACGUCACCCAACUGUCUAUAGUGGGUUCGAAUCGGUACCGUGCUAAAAGUCAAUAAGCAAUCCCAAACAGACACUACUACUUAUGGGGUUAGCCAUAAGCACUUGCUGUUAUCGUCAAGGUAAUGAAGUGGCGAAAACGUACGAAGUCCUUGAAAAGUCGCUUGGCUCGUACAAUACGCCCUUUUGUCAUUGAUGCCAACAAUCGAAGUAACGACGUGGUAAUAGUGACAUAAAUUAAAUUUACUGGUUCUGCACCUUGCUUUUUCAUAGAAAUAGCCUAGCACUUAGAAGUAUCCAAAAAUGAAUAUAUAUUGUAUGCGUCGUAGUACUAUAUGUAUAUAUAACUUUUCGUACGAUACACUCAUUUUAUACACGUAAACUGUAACGUUGAAACAGCGGCUUUUCAGUUAGAUAUCAGAUCGAGCUUUUUUCCUAUAAUAUUUCAUAUCAAAACGUUUACUUCUAUAGAAGUUUUUAGAAUGCUGUUACGUCCAAUUGAAUAACACAUGUUGGUUCGAAUCUCAUAAUGAAACACACGGCCUGCUUAUGAGCUUGAUUUUAAUAGAUAUAAUGCAAUAGAAAGCUCAAGGAAAUGACUAUUUUCGGCAUAUAUUGAUCAAGUGCUUAUAUUCGUAGUGCACGUAUACCGUUCGCGUAGCCUAAUGAAUUUAGUACAAAAUCUAAUCAACCACAUAAAUAAAGUACUCUAAAGAGUCGAGGUAACUAAGACAGUAUGAGAAUUCUUAACACACGACUGCUUCCAAAAAAGGCAUUCUAUGUGACCCAUUUUUUUUUGAAACACAACCUUUUAUCAUAUGGGUUGCUAUUUGGCUGGAAAGCGGUACCUCGACGGCAAGGUUGGUCCGUUGGUGGUUAGUGUUCGCUGACGGGCACAUAUCAACAGCAUGGGUAAUAUUCUCCUUCCUAAUUGGUUCGAUUCUGCUUGACAACAUAGGGGGCAUGUUGGUAAGAUGAACAUUAGGAAGGCACCUAUUUAUCUGGUGCCUUUUGUCACUGCGGCAUUAUAAAAAUAAAUGUCGACAUGGUGCAUACACUCAUUAUUGGUGGUACGAUGCUGAAAGUAUCUGCUAUCUUUAGUUGAGAAUUGAUUGUUAGUAGAGUCUUUGCCUUGACUACUAUAUUUACAGAUUACUGCCUUGCAAAGAAACACAAUAGGUAGUGUAUACCAGCAAACCUUUAAUGAGUAUUUAUAGUAAUUUUAAUGGUAUAGUGGUUCCUUGGGCGGAAUUUGCGUAGAGCUUAUGUCAAAGGAAAACCCCCUGAUGCGAGAACGUUCAAUAGCGCGUUGGUGUUAUAACAUAGCCCCACUUAACAUUAAUGUUAGCUUACUAGUGUUAUUGCAAAAAUUAGUGUCAAAAUACACAAAGUACUGAACGUAUCGACGCGUCGUAGUAGAAUUGGAACUAUUGUAUAUUUUUGACAGACGAAAAAGGAAAAAAUGUAUAGACCUUUUCAGACAUUGCUUUUUUACUAAUAAACAAGGAUACAAAUGAG